Messenger RNA from Cylindrotheca closterium, 1746 nucleotides. The record is from the annotation of a GenBank genome assembly. Lineage: Eukaryota; Bacillariophyta; Bacillariophyceae; Bacillariales; Bacillariaceae.
AUGCAUCCAUUCACCAACUUGCUGAAAAGAGGAUGGCUGCUCCUCAUUGUUGCCGCCUUUUGUUUGAACGUUAAGCUUGCUUCAGCUGCCUUUACAAGUGUCAGUCUCGCAGGAUCUUUGACAGGAGCAACCUUGGAAACCCAAAUCAACCUUGCCGAUCCAAAUGCCAGUGGCCAAGACACUAUUACUGUUCGUUACACCGUCCCGCAAACUAGCUGGCUUGCUGUGGGCGUCAAUCCUGCUGGAACCAUGCCCAACGGCGAAGUGGUGAUUGGCAAGCCUGACGACAACAAUUCGGUGCGCAAAUACAAAAUAACCGCCAGGGGUGCUGGUGCUAUUAGUGAGCAACCCAACCAAACCCUCAUCAAUCCAAGUUUACAACAGACUGGCGGCAAUACUGUCUUGACAUUUACCAAGCUACUCGUGGAAGAUGGAGAAUUCACCAUUACGGCAGCUGCCAGCAACACCUUUAUUGCCGCCUUUGGAUCUAGCAACACGUUUUCAUACCAUCAAGGCUUUGGAUCUCAAGCUGUUACCUUGGAUGAUGGAUCUAAUCCUGGACCCGAUGCCAGUCCCACACCGCCGCCCACCACAGCAGCCCCUGUUCCCACCAAUCCUCCCACCACGGCGGCUCCCUUUGAAGCUCCCACGAACCCACCAGGAGCAGAUGUUUUGGAGCUUACGGGAGACUUGCAGGGUUCUAGCUUGAGUUACCAGUUCACCUUUGGCGAUCCCAACACUGGUGACAAAGAUAGUAUCACUGUCACGUAUACUGCCCCCGUCACUGCCUGGGUCGGUGUGGGGGCCAGUGAAUCCGGUUUCAUGCUGGGAUCCACUGCCAUCAUUGGCCUUCCUUCCACGGGUGAAGUGAAGAAGUAUUCGCUCAAUGCCAAGACCACACCCGGCGUGAGUGUCAUGCCAGAUGACCAGCAAACCCUGGUCAAUGUGGGCAUUACACAAGCCAAUGGAUUUACGACAUUGACUUAUACCAAGAUUUUGGUUGAAGAUGGCGAGGUCCCGAUCAAUCGCGUGGGAGACAAUAUCUUCGUUGCCGCACACGGAAGCUCCAAUACUCUUGGCUAUCACUCUGUCCGCGGAUCGUUUAGCUUAUCUGGCAAGGUGAUUGAACGAGACAACUCGCUAUGGGUGGUUCAUGGCUGGCUGGCUGCCAUUGCUUGGGGCGUAAUGUGUCCUUUGGCGAUUUUGGCCGGUUUGUUCCGCAAGUACAUACCCGGAGAGGGCAUCUGGUUUCAGAUUCACCGCGUUCUACAGACCCUGGUGAUCGUAUUGACCAUUGCUAGCGUGUCAGUUGCAAUUGCGGCUCUAAACAAGGAGACUCCGGCAAGCUUGAGCGCCGAUCACUUUAAUAGUGACUUUUCUGAUGGCCAUCGUUUGAUUGGUCUUUUGGUAUUGAUCUUUGGCAUUGUUCAAGCAGCGAAUGGGAUCAUGCGCCCGCACCUUCCUCCCAAGCCUGAACCCAAUGAUGACGAACAAGGCAACAAAAGUACCCCUCCACCGGCUGGCGAGAAGAGCGGUACUCGCAAGUUCUGGGAAGUGCUUCACCGCUUGCUGGGAGUAGGGCUACUUGCAUUGACCUGGUAUCAGAUUAAGCUGGGUAUCUUUUGGUACCACGAGAUCUUCAAUAAUGGAGAGUCGGAAUCUACAUUGAACGCCUUUUAUGGAGUGAUUGGAGUUUUGGGAGUGCUCAUUGUGAUUGGUGUAGCCAUGAGAGUUUUGAUGGGAUGA